Molecule: messenger RNA, 1274 nt
Organism: Hevea brasiliensis (rubber tree)
Lineage: Eukaryota; Viridiplantae; Streptophyta; Magnoliopsida; Malpighiales; Euphorbiaceae
Exons: 4
Coding region: 137-655 (172 amino acids)
Biological process (GO): intracellular sterol transport
Molecular function (GO): sterol binding
Source: RefSeq, a predicted model, not a curated record
UAUUGAAAAGGACAUUAAAUUCUGAUAAAAAAUAAAAAAAUAAAAAAAGGACAUUAACUAAUCUUCGUUUUAUUGAUUUCUCGAGGGUUCCAUCAAUCCUGUGUCUCUGAGAAGCAAGGAACUUAGCAAAGUAUCCAUGGACGCUGUAUCAUCUUCUCAGUUGAAGCAAACCCUUUUGCUUCUCUUUGCUAUUCAUCUGCUCUUACCCUCAAUUCAAGCCACUAUUGUCAAGUACUGUGAUAAUAAAGGUAACUAUGAUGUAAAGAUCCAUGGAGUUGAGAUAUCACCUGAUCCUGUAGUGCCAGGCAACCCAGCUACCUUCAAUAUCUCAGCUUCUACUGUUUUUCUUGUCUCUUGUUCAGCUAAAUCUAUCAGUGGUGGGAAGGUAGAUAUUUAUGUUUCUUAUUUUUCUGUGCUUGUCCAUAAAGAAACCCAUGAUCUUUGUGAGGAGAUAUCCUGCCCAGUUAAAGUAGGCAAUUUUUUGCUAUCCCACACCCAAACAUUAUCUGGAUUCACUCCACCAGAUAAACCUGAAGUUGCUGCUUGGUUGAACAAACCAAUUCGAAAUUAUGAAAAGUUAUGUCUACUUUUUGGGAAUGAUAGGGCUAUUGGAAAGCAUAUUGAAACUGCAAGAGAUGAGGCAAAGGAGGGCUAGAGAAGGAGAGACAAAUGCUUUUCAGGUGAACAACAUUAAUGAUGUUGAUCUUUUGGUAUCAGAAAAUGAAGUCACCUUGGAAAAUUUUGAUGGACUAUUUGAAGAAGCACAAAAUAUAGCAUCCGAGGAACCUAUUGGAAUGGAAAAAAUCCCAAUCUCAUUCUCAAUCUAAAAAUUCAUCAAGGAAUAAAAUUGCUAAAAGAUCAAAGGUUGAUGAAGAAGUUGUUGUAUUAAAGGAGGGACUGGAUAAUGUUGCCCAAGCACUUAUGAAUUCUACAAUUGAGUUUGUCAAAGCCACCAAGCUUCCAAUUUCAGAGAAUGAAACAUGGACUUUAUUAGAAGGACUAGGUGUUGAGUCACAGCUCUUAUCUACUUGUUAUUUGUUUUUGAUUCAAAAGCCUGACAUGUUACGAGGUUUGCUUAGAUGUCCUCCUGCAUUUCGUAAGAACUUGUUGAUGCAGAUGAUGAGUGGUUCUAAUGCCUCACAGAAUUAGGUUAUUGGUUAUCUUUUUAUUAGCAUCUCCUUAUUAUGUCGGUAAUAAUAUGCGUUAUUGGUGUCUAGACUAUUUUGAGAUUUAUGGACAUUAGUUAAGUCAUAUAUCUAUUUUCGUUAAGUGCA